Drosophila teissieri is the source of this 1815-nucleotide messenger RNA. Its product is annotated as SAM50-like protein CG7639. Bases 213 to 1544 code for a protein of 443 amino acids. Gene Ontology annotation, cellular component: SAM complex; outer membrane. Gene Ontology annotation, biological process: mitochondrial respiratory chain complex assembly; protein insertion into mitochondrial outer membrane. The record is from RefSeq and is a predicted model, not a curated record. NCBI's taxonomy places the organism in Eukaryota, Metazoa, Arthropoda, Insecta, Diptera, Drosophilidae. The transcript has 5 exons.
GUAAGAAGAAGAAGCAGCUUGUUGAUUUUCGGUGCCGCACGCGUUUCAGUCGAAAGUAAUUGGGAAUAUUUGUGCUUGUGCCCGGUGACAUAUAUUUUGUAUACUCGAAACACCGCCGAAUCCAAAUCCAAAAUUCGCGAGUGCUCACCCACCUGCCGAGGCGGUACCAAUUCAAAGUAUUUGCUUAACGCCUGCCCACCGAAGUCAGCAAGAUGCCUAAGUCGGGUCGCGACGGCGGAGCAUCCAAGGACUCCAAAUUCGACCUGAGCAAGAUCUCAGCACGCGUGGAUCGCGUGAACGUCAGCGGAUUGCUGCGCACCCACAACGACUAUGUGAUGAGGGCGGCAGAUGGCCUGUUCAAGGCCAAAAACUUCCAGGAUCUCAUGCUGGAGGCCAUGUCCACCAAAUCGUAUCUGCACGAGCUGGGCAUCUUCAAGGAUGUGAGCGUGCACAUUGAUGUUAGCCGUGGAACGGAUGCCUCACCACAGGGCUACGAGGUCACCUUUAAGGGCAACGAAAUGUCGCGCAUGAUGGGCUCGGCGGGCACCGAGAUUGGCCAGAACGAGGGCUCCCUGCGAACGGAGUUGACUAUCCCCAAUAUAUUGGGACGCGGCGAGAGCAUCUCUCUGCAGGGCAGCUAUAGCAGCACCAGGGCCAAUGAUCUGCAACUGAAGUUCUGGAAACCCUUCUUCCACACACGCUUCAAGGAAAAUCGACCUGAAAUGUCAUUCAGCAUUUUUAGGCAAACCGAUAGGUACGACAUAAGUUCAUUUAAAAGCACCAACUUGGGCUAUUUGGUGGACUUCUCGGCGCACACCAUGGUGGGAGUUGAUUUGACGCACUCGCUGCAGUAUGAGAACUCCAUCAGAGACGUGGGAUUGCUAAACAAAUCAGUGCCCUUCGCCAUACGCGAUCACUGUGGCCCCAAAUUGGCCUCGUUGCUGCGCUACUCCGUGGUCUACGACAAUCGGGAUGGAAACGUAUUCCCCACCCGCGGUAUUUUACUUAAAUCAGUUAACGAGUACUGCGGAUUAGGCGGUAAUGUCGCCUACACCAGCAGCACUGCCCACGGAGAGGUGAAUGUGCCACUGUUUGCCGGUUUAGUUGCCCAGUUUUGCGGUCGUGUUGGCGUCGUUAAAGAGACUAAAAAUACCACCCAUCUGCCUAUUAACUCGCUGUUCUACUGCGGCGGUCCAUUGACACUGAGGGGAUUCAAAUUUGGAGGAGCUGGUCCAGUGAUCGAUGGCACGCCUAUUGGAGCACAGACCUUCUGGUGCACGGGAGCUCACCUGUGGGCACCGCUUCCCUUCGCCGGAGUCUUCAAAAACCUGGCCAGCCACUUUAGAAUGCAUUUCUUCUACAACAUUGGCAACUGCAAUAAUUUUAGCACAGAAAAUAUGCGUAGUGCAUUUGGAAUGGGUCUGGCGGUCAAGCUAGCCGAAAGAGCCCGAAUCGAACUCAACUAUUGUGUGCCAGUGCGACGCCAGAACACAGAUCAAACCCUGAAUGGUUUCCAGUUUGGCAUUGGUUAUGAGUUCGUCUAGCUGCCCUUUCCCCCGCAACCAUCAACUAGAUGUAGCAGUAGCAAAAGCCAUGAGAGUCACAACAGCCCAGUAAGAAAGAAACCCUAACUCACAACAUUUGGCUGCCCUGUCUGUAGUUUCGAGCGUUAACAGAUUCUGUUUCGUAUUUUUGUCAAUGCAUUUUAUUUUCCUCUGAAAAUGUAUUCGUGGUCCAGCGAUCAUUUAAGUAGUUCCUAAGGCGUGUACAUACGUAAAACGAAAGGUUAAACAAAAUAUAAAAAUGUUAAACGAA